Molecule: messenger RNA, 2984 nt
Organism: Rhinolophus ferrumequinum (greater horseshoe bat)
Lineage: Eukaryota; Metazoa; Chordata; Mammalia; Chiroptera; Rhinolophidae
Gene: FAM241A
Product: family with sequence similarity 241 member A
Exons: 2
Coding region: 162-563 (133 amino acids)
Cellular component (GO): intracellular membrane-bounded organelle
Source: RefSeq, a predicted model, not a curated record
GGUGGGUGACAGGAGGGGCGGGCGGGGCUAGCACUCCAGGAGUCCCGACCACGCACUCGGGAGCCUCGGUCCGCGGCGAGAGGCCCGGUCCUGGGCGGCCCACGGGCGCUGCUGCCUCGCGGGUCGGGACCUGGCCCUCCGGCGGCUGUCGGGGAGGCGAGAUGUGCUCGGCUGGAGAGCUGCUCGGCGGCGCCGGCAGCGGGGCGCGCGAAGAGGACGGGGACGCGUUGGCGGAGCGGGCUGCGGCGGGGACCGAGCGGGAGCCCGAGAUGAGCUCGCGGCGGCGCGAGCGGCGGUCGCAGGAGGAGCGUGAGCAGGAUGUUGAAGAAUCACAAAACCACACUGCUGAGCCUCUGGGAGAUGACUACAAAAAGAUGGGAACACUUUUUGGUGAAGUGAACAGAAGCCUCAUCGACAUGGGCUUUACAAGGAUGUAUUUUGGAGAACGAAUUGUGGAACCAGUGAUGGUCGUUUUCUUUUGGGUUAUGCUGUGGUUCCUUGGCCUGCAAGCCCUUGGACUUGUAGCUGUUCUUUGCCUUGUCAUUAUUUAUGUGCAACAGUGAAAUAUGGCCAAAUGAGCUGUUGUUUGACAUUUGAUAGCCAUACAUGUAAUCAGUGAAGUUACAUAUUUCACUACACGAAUGCUGAAAAGUUUGCCUUGUUUCAAAUUGUGUGCUAUUUUGUAGUUAAAUUUAUAAGUGGAUGUUGUUUAAAAUUACACUCAACUCUUGAUUAUAGUAGGGUUGAAUAUACAUUUUGUAGCUUAUUCAAAACUCUUGUUAAUUUAUACUGUGAUCUGUGCCCACUUUUAAACACCCCUAUUCCCAUGCCAAAUCUUAAGUUACACCACCAAAAAGUAAGCAGAGAAGAUAACAGGAUAUAGAAUUCAAAUCAGGCAAUAUAAGUCUUGUAAAGAGGUCCAAUAAACAUUUUAGAAGAAAAUGGAUGAAACAGGGAGCUAAAACUAAGUUUUAAGUGGAGAAUUGCUCCCUGCCCUCAACAAAUUAUUUGGGAAAUAAUUUGGAUUUCUAUCACCCCUGCUCAGCCCUAACCAAUGUAAAUGAGAAUUACUAUACACUACGGAAAUAUUUGGAUGAAAAUCAGUACAGCUGGUACAUCUUCUAAAGAUCAAAAGGAAUAUAUUUAUUAUUGCUGGGGAAACUUCCCAAAUGAAAUGUAACUUUUCAAUGAUGUAACACUUGGGCCUGGAAUCACUUCAAUGUAUCAUUUGAGUUUUAGGCAAUUUUGGUGCUAAUUACUUUUUGUGAAAUUUUAAAGUCUCAUAAGCCAGGUCCAUAGUUGGCUGAACCCCAUGGCAGUGCUAUAUUUUUUGGUAUCUAACAAGUUGCAUAUUUUUUCCUAGAGAGACAUUUUCAGAAUGUAUUUUUUCCAGACAUUUAUAUUUUAUAGUUCUUUUAUAGCAAUUAUUCUAAGAUUUUAAAAAUCUAUUUCUUAUCUUGUCAUAAUUUUCCCCAAAAAAAUUAAUUUGUAUUAUAGCUGAAAGACUUUAAUAUUCUUUUAAGGAAAAAAGUGAGCUCGUUUUCUUUGAUAUCUGAUUGGAAAGUACAGUAUUGCAGUAGAAAAGCAACUGCUUAAAUUUGGACCCUAGCAGCCUAUUGUAAUAACAUUCCUGUGAGGCCAAAGCCAAGUCUGUAAUGGCCAUUUUAUUAGUGCAUCUUAAUGCAGUACUUUGGAGUUUUAUACCGAAAUAAGCACAUCUGUAAGUAUACUUUGAAAAUGGAAAGUGGACUACUGUCAUUUUGGAUAUUGUUAGUGAAACUAAAAUCUUUACACUUUCCUCUUAGCAACUUUCUCUAUAGACAAAUGGGGAGGUAGUUAAGAUAAUUAUAUAAAAAUUCAGGUUAAAUCAGAGGCAAAUGGGGCAUUUUUAUCUUUGGCAGGGCAAUAACUAAAGCAAGUAAAAAAAAUGUUUACUAUUCCACUUUGCAAGUUUUUACCCAAUCCUGUUUUAAAAUUUUAUUCUAUAAGGUCUUAGUGUCUUCCGUUCUGCAGGAGAAAAUUGACUUUUUUUAAAUGUUCAACUUAGAUUUCUAAAAUCAGUUAAACCUGAACAAAAUGCCAGAGGGCACUAAAAAGUAUUGUGCAUUUGUUUAAAUGCAGACGUUUUACAGUUUUACUGAAAAAAAAAAAAGGCUACUAGAUCAUUGUGUUUUAUUAGGUUUGCAGUAUUUUUAUAGUACCUUUUAUGAACGUGGCAUAAGUGCAAGUUCUUUGAAAAGCUAUCUUCAUUUGUGCACAGUAGAAUUGUGAAGAUUUUUUUAAUACAAGUCCUGAGAUUUUGUAUAUCUGUAUUAAAUAUGUAAAAGCACAUUCCUGUCUAAUGCUACUGGGAAUUUUAAUUUUCCUUUAGAAUGUAAAACAAAAUAUAUAGUGUGCAUAAUAACAAUUCUGGUUCCACCAGUGCCUAACGUUAAAAAUAUUUUAAAAGCAAGUUUUACUUCAUAUAUAUAUAUAUAUAUGUGUAUAUAUAUAUAUAUAUAUAUAUGACUAAUAAGGUAGAUAUUAACUUACAUAAAUGAGAUAUUUGCUGUUUCUUUGUAUAUAUUAUUGGUUACAGCAGUAUACCAUCACAUUGUGUGCUUUGAUAGGAAAAAUAACUUUGCUUAUUUGAUGAAAAUAUUUUCUUUCAUGAAAUAUAUUAGAAUGCAGAUUAUACUGAUAUCCUGAAAUGAAAAGAAACUGGUAAUUUUUGGGGUUUAUAUUAUAAGGAAUUACAUUGAAAAUGAUUCUCAAUCAUUUCAAUCACAGACACAAGCCAAUUUUAGAAACUUAUUGCUUAUGAAUAAAAACGUAAAAGUUACAACACUGUUAUUAGACUUAAUGUAUACAUCACUCAUACCUCCAGCCCUAGUUGAAAGGAAAUGGUCAGGCAAAAUGAAUAAACUGACUAGAGGAAUAAAUCAAUUUUCUUUAGGGUGAAGCCAGCAUUUUGUAGAAUGCAGUCCUCUCAUAUCUUAAACUGU